AUGUGGCUCCUGGAGAAACUCCGUGGUUCUGGAGAGAGCAGUGGGCUGCAGUCCCAGCCUGCACAAGCAGCAGAGACCAUUCCUGUAUCGGUUUAUUCCAAUGUUCUUACUCCAGACAAGAUCCCUGAUUUCUUCAUCCCCCCCAAACUUAUUUGCUGCCCCCCUGAACCUGAGUCAUUAACCCCAGAACCGCAGCGCUGCUCUAGCUUGCGACCCUCUGCCUCUGACCAUGCCAUCUGCAGCCAAAGCCCCAGGGCUCGGAGCAGCAAGAACCCUUGCAGCCCACGUCUCUUUUCCCGCCUGGCAGGGGACACCCGCAACCUCCAGAAGUCAGCCAAUCGCCACAUCAUCCAGAUAGAAAGUGCUGAUGAGCCACGUGCCGGGCUUCUGGACAGGAAUAAUAUUGAGGUCAACACCAAUGCAGACCCCCAGUCACAGACUGCAAUGUCUCUGCCUUAUGUCCCAAAAGCCCAGACCUCGUAUGGCUUUUCCACCCUGGUGGAGUCGCCCCACACCCGACGCAAGGAAAGCCUCUUCCACAGUGAUCCCAGCAGCCCUCUCACCUCGCCUAACUCCCAGAGGCGCACACAAGGGGGGACUCACCUGGCCCCUGCUGAUCCCAAACCCUACCGCUAUUUCAGUGGCGGAGAGAGUGACACCUGCUCCUCAGCAGAGUCCUCCCCCUUCACCUCCCCUCUCCUGUCCCGUUCUGCUUCUCUCCUCCGCUCUAUUACCCAGGAAACACAAGCUAAGGUAUCUCGUGCCAAGCGCUCCCUGGCACGCCACAGUUCUCUCUCCACUGAUGAUUGCAGCUCCGCUGACAACAGCCCCAACAUGCAGCGCCGCCGCUUGCGCUGCCCUCCCUCCCCUGCUUUCCGUGGAUGUAAAAGCAGCAGCUCUAGGGGCGCAGGGCUGGAUCUACUGCAGCGUGAGCAUACCAUCAACCUCCACAAGGGGGGGACACUGAGACUGAGCACUCACUAUGAUAAAGAGGCCGCCCGGCUGCGUGUGCGUGUGCUGGCAGCUGAGGACCUCUAUGACAGACAGACAGACCUAAAAAGCAUUAAUUGCUGUGUGUCACUCUACCUGAAUCCUGGCAAACAGCAGAAACAGAGGAGUACCAUCAUCAAGAAUAGCAGGAAUCCUGUCUUCAACGAGGACUUCUUUUUUGACACGCUGCCCCAGGCACAGGUGAAGAGUCUGGCUAUGAAAAUAAAGGUGGUGAACAAAGGGACAAGUCUGAAGAGAGAUGUGCUGCUGGGAGAAAGGGAGGUCCUGCUCAGUGAGCUGCUCUCGGGCCUCUAG
Molecule: messenger RNA, 1305 nt
Organism: Myripristis murdjan (pinecone soldierfish)
Lineage: Eukaryota; Metazoa; Chordata; Actinopteri; Holocentriformes; Holocentridae
Product: C2 calcium-dependent domain-containing protein 4C-like
Exons: 2
Coding region: 1-1305 (434 amino acids)
Source: RefSeq, a predicted model, not a curated record